AUAACAAAGAUUAAAUGAAACGUUAUACAAGAAUGUGUAGCAAAAUCAAAAUGAUAGAGUGAGGGUGUUCACUGAUCAUCAAGUAAAAGGUUGAAUUUCAGUUUAUGUUUCUAGUUGUAUAUGAGAUUUAUUUUUAUUUUUAGUUUUACGCCUUUUUAAAUUCGUUCAAUUUUUCUGAAACUAAAUCCGUUUAAUUUUUAAUUUCAACGGAAUAUUUGACCAAUUUACUUCGUUCUAGUUGGAGAUGUCCGAACUUACAUAAACAACAACAAAACCAUAACCUUAACCCAAAAAUCGGUCAAUAUAUAAUUAAAAUCGAAGAUGACUGGACAAAUUAUAUAAAUCCGUCGGAACACGAAUAUACGCAUUGCACGUCAGUUCAUAAGCAGCAGACAACCAUGGCAGACGAGAAGCCAGAGACGUACGCCAUUGUAGCCAUAGACACAAGCAAUGACUUCUCAUACUUGGUUUGUUCGGUUUGUGAAAAGCCUCUCCAUAACCCUACUUUUCUCUGCAAUUUCUGCAAUGCCAAAGCCUUCAACACCUCUUCUUUUGGCUCUAAACGUCUCUUCCGCAUUCUUAUGUCAAUUGCAUCAGACACUAGGGUUUUUAAGGUGAUAUGUUUUGAUAGGGCUGCUAAAGUUCUCUUUGGUUGUUCUGCUGAUGAGUUCUUCCAUUUUGCUAAGUUUCACCCUUUUUCAGCUGCAAAUGCUAAUAAAAUUCUUGAAGGUGAAAUGUGUCGGAUGACAUUGGCUAAGCCGAAGAAUGGUAAUGCUCAACAUCUUCGAGUAGCAUCAGUUGUUCCUUUGAGCUCUGGGUUUCAGCCGGUUAUUCAGUCGUUGAAGGAACUCUAUAGUGCGUGCCCUAGUACAUAGUAUUAUCUAUUUCUAGAUUAAGGAGCUAGGUUUCAGUAGUCCUCAAUGUCAGGAAUUAACAUGCUUUGAAAUGGUUGUUUUUUUUUUAAUUAUAUUUGAACUCUGUAUCUAUGCUGCUUAAUUGUUAAUAAAAACUUCUGGUUCUUACAAAUCGACAACAAAGAGAUUUUGAAAAUCUUAAGUGAAUGAAUGAUUUUAUUUGACCCCUUUGAAUAUGAACUUGUACUUCCAUGAUAGGUUUCAUUGAAUUGAUUAUGAAUGCUCUUUUUGGUUAAGCUAAGACUGGCAUUACAUUUGGUGAAUAUAUAAUUUUUCUGUCAGAUAUCUGAACAAGGUGAUGUUUGAACUUGGCUGGUUUUGCACUGUUUUUCUUAAAUAGAUUUUAGUCAAAUGUUAGUGUAAUAUUGCAUAAAAAGAGAUGAUUGAGUGGAUCCUAAACAUUAACAUAUGGGCAUAAUGUGUUAUGUGUUUGCUUUCAUUUGUUUUGUUGAUUAGGAAUAUAAUGAUAAUUUCGU
This is a messenger RNA of Amaranthus tricolor (Joseph's coat), 1390 nucleotides long. RefSeq lists its product as uncharacterized. The record is from RefSeq and is a predicted model, not a curated record. Bases 399 to 875 code for a protein of 158 amino acids. NCBI's taxonomy places the organism in Eukaryota, Viridiplantae, Streptophyta, Magnoliopsida, Caryophyllales, Amaranthaceae. The transcript has 3 exons.